CUUAAAUACCUAAUAAAAAGCUCAUAUCCCAAGUCUCUCAAUAUAGUCAAGCAUUCAAUAAGACACAACAACCACCAAACUCAACUACACUCUUCAAAAUCAUUAUAUAAACACCUCGAACUCACACCUAAAACCAUAACCAUUUCCCAAACAAAUUAUGGGUAAUAUGAAGUUUGCAUGUGUUGUUAUGAUAUGCAUGGCUGUGUUAUAUGCACAACAUGGAGAAGCAAUUACAUGUCCACAAGUCUCAAGUAACCUUGUACCAUGUGUAACUUAUCUUCAGAGUGGUGGUGCUGUUUCGACGCGGUGUUGUAACGGUGUUAGAAACAUCGUCAGCGCUGCUAGGACCACCGCUGACCGUCGUGUUACUUGCAACUGCUUGAAGUCAGCUGCUGCUGCUUACAGGAGAAUCAACCAAGGCUAUGCUGCUGCACUCCCCGGAAAAUGUAGGGUUUACCUUCCCUUCAAGAUCAGUGCUUCCUUCAAUUGUGCUAGUAUCAGGUGAAAAAGUUAUGAAUGUUGAAUCUAGGGCAAGAAACUAUAUAUGGCAACAGCUACUACAAUAUGCGUUAUUUAACUUCAUGUGAGGGACAAGGUCUACGUUUAUGUGAUAGCUAUAGUUUUCUCUUUUAUUUAAGAGUGUCUGUUAGUUUUUAACCAAUUCUAUGUACUUUUGUUUUAUGAAGACUUCUAUGUACUUUUAUAUA
This is a messenger RNA of Medicago truncatula (barrel medic), 707 nucleotides long. Its product is annotated as non-specific lipid-transfer protein 1. Gene Ontology annotation, biological process: lipid transport. The record is from RefSeq and is a predicted model, not a curated record. The transcript has 2 exons. Bases 158 to 505 code for a protein of 115 amino acids. Lineage: Eukaryota; Viridiplantae; Streptophyta; Magnoliopsida; Fabales; Fabaceae. Gene Ontology annotation, molecular function: lipid binding.